AUGCGAUUACACGAUUAUAAUUGUAAUCAGAUUUCCGAUUACGAUUGUAAUCAGAAAAAAAGUAGUGAUUUGGCGCUCGAAUUAGAAAAUGCUGUGGCUAACAACAUCCCUUGCGAAAUCAUCACACCAGCAAAUGAAGGAGCAAAUGUCAAUGGGUUGACUCAGUCCAAUGAAGGCCUUGUUCACCUGGCCGUAAGGAGUGAAAGUAUGUCUUCUAUUGCUACGUUGGGAUUCCUGAAGGCAGACCUUGACGUUCUCAACGCUGCUGGUGCGACUCCCAUGGAAGAAGCUAUUAAAAUUGACAGCGUACCCUCUAUCAAGGAACUGAUAUCGGCUGGUGCCAAUAUUGAGAAGCAGUUGUCGGUAACUCUUACCUCCAUGUUGCUGCUUCUUCAGGCAAGAAUGAAGCAUUGCGGAAGUUACUUGAGGCAGGACUUAAAUCCGAAUUAA
Nezara viridula (southern green stink bug) is the source of this 450-nucleotide messenger RNA. Lineage: Eukaryota; Metazoa; Arthropoda; Insecta; Hemiptera; Pentatomidae. The record is from the annotation of a GenBank genome assembly.